Messenger RNA from Cottoperca gobio, 6066 nucleotides. RefSeq names its product bridge-like lipid transfer protein family member 3B (gene bltp3b). The transcript is spliced from 24 exons. The record is from RefSeq and is a predicted model, not a curated record. Bases 1 to 4338 code for a protein of 1445 amino acids. NCBI's taxonomy places the organism in Eukaryota, Metazoa, Chordata, Actinopteri, Perciformes, Bovichtidae.
AUGGCUGGACUCAUCAAGAAGCAGAUCCUGAAGCAUCUCUCCAGGUUUGCUAAGAACUUGUCGCCAGACAAGAUCAACCUGAGCACGCUGAAGGGCGAGGGCCAGCUGACCAACCUGGAGCUGGAUGAGGAGGUUCUCCAGAGCCUGCUGGACCUGCCCACCUGGCUGGCCAUCAACCGCGUCGAAUGCAACAAGGCCGCCAUCAGGAUACCAUGGACGAAGUUGAAGACUCACCCGAUCUCUUUGACCCUGGAUAAAGUGGUGAUGGAGAUGAGCACCUGCGAUGAGCCCCGUCCUCCUAAUGGCCCGUCUCCCAUAGCAACAGCAUCAGGACAAAGUGAAUAUGGCUUUGCUGAAAAGGUGGUAGAGGGGAUAUCACUGUCCAUCAACUCCAUCGUCAUCAGGAUCAGUGCCAAGGCCUUCAACGCCUCCUUUGAGCUCUCCCAGCUGCAGGUCUACAGCGUCAACACCAGCUGGAGCAUCAGUGACCUGCGGUUUACCCGCAUCCAGGACCCUCAGAGGGGAGAGAUCCUCACGUUCAAGGAGAUCAGCUGGCAGAUGAUCCGCAUCGAGGCUGACGCUAUUCAGAGCGGCGAGCAUGAGAUGCUGAGCGCCCCCAUUCGCCUCAUCACCAACCAGUCAAAGAUCCGAGUCACUCUCAAAAGAAGGAUUAAGGACUGUAACGUGGUGGCCUCCAAGCUGAUUCUCGUCCUGGACGACCUGCUCUGGGUGCUGACCGACUCCCAGCUCAAAGCCAUGGUGCAGUAUGCCAAGUCUCUCAGCGAGGCCAUGGAGAAGUCUGCACAGCAGAGGAAGAGCAUGGCCACCGAAGACCAGGCGUCAUCGGCGCCCCCUUCAGCCCAGCAGGUGCGUACCCAGCAGGCGUCCACAGCAGCUGACCAGACUGCAACCAUGGCCAAUCUGUUCAGCUCCUACGACGUAUGCGAGACGUCCCACCACCUCCAGAUCACACACCUCGACCUGCACAUCUGUGACGACAUCCGCGCUAAGGACAAAGUAACCAAUAAGAGGAUAACAGGUGGAGCCAUGCAGCUUUCCUUUAGCUCCAUCACUCUGGACUACUACCCUUUCCACAGAGCAGGUGACAGUUGUCUCCACUGGAUGCAUUACAGCGAGGCCACCAAGACCAGAGAGGGCUGGGCACGGAGUCUGCUCGACGAGUUCAACUCCAACGUGGAGAUGUUAAAGACCACGGUUCGAGACCAGCAAGGCCCGGCCCCUGCGCACACUUCCCCACAGCACGGUAAGAUAAACACCUCUUCCAGCGCUUCCUUCAGUCCUCCUCUCCCUCAAAGCCCCAAGACCCAGCUCAUGUCCAGCUCUGUUGUGCUCAGGAUGGCUGACUUCAGCAUCUACCAGGUGUCGACAGCGGACCAGCGCCGCUCCAGCCCCAAGACCAUGAUCUCCUGCAAUAAGAAGUCCUUGUACCUUCCCCCAGAGAUGCCAGCCAUUCAUGUUGAGUUCACCGAGUACUACUUCCCAGAUGGAAAAGACUACCCUAUCCCGUGUCCUAACCUGUACGCCCAGCUGAACGCCCUGCAGCUGGUUCUGGAUCCUCGCAGCCUGGUGUGGAUCAACCUUUUCACCCUCGACCUCAGGCAGAGUCUGGAGCAGUUCAUGGAGAUCUACAAGCUCAGCGACUCGCAGAAACCCGAAGAGCACGUUGACAUCAAGGUUGACGGCCUCAUGCUCAAGCUGGUGAUUCCCACCGAUCGGGACACCUCCUGUCCCGCCGAUCUGCCUCGCUCCAUCUCAGUGCAGACCUCAGAAAUGGUGGCCACAAAUACCCGGCACCCGGCUAACUGCACCCGCUCCCACCUUGAGGCACUGCUGCAGGCGUUUGAAGAGGAGCCCUUCUUCUCUCCCUGCUUCUCCUCAUUCCCUCUCUCCUCCUCCUCCUUACCCCUCCUUCACCCCGUCUUCCAGCGUCACGCUCACGAACAAGACACCAAGCUCCAUGAGAUCUACCGGGGCCUGGUGGUGCCGACGUUGGGCACCGACUCCCUCAAAAUGCCAGCUGCCAGUGACUUUUGGGCGUUGCACUUUUCCCAGUUCUGGGUGGACUAUGAAGGCACCCGCGGAGGGAAGGGGCGGCCGCAACCCUUUGUGGACUCCUUCCCUCUGACCGUGUGGGCAAGUCAGCCUGCGAAGAUUGUCAAGCACCAGGAGAAGCUCAGAGGAGGUUUGUCCAGGAGCACAUCUGGAGAGGCUGUCACACGUCUGCAGAGGAAACGAUUGUUAAAGGACUAUUACAGUACCGACGGUGUUCCGGCAUCUGCACACGAUGCAACGCCGCCUCCCAGUAACGGACUCCACAAACCCCUCUCAUUGGACAGUCUGCCUUCCUCCUCCUCUUCUUUGUCAUCCUCAAGUAAAGAUGGAGAUGUGCAUAUAUUGGUGCAUGUGCAGAAGCAUUUAAGUGCUCAGGUGAGCCACCGGCAGUACGUGUUUCUGAUGCAUCUUCAGCGUAGCAUCAAAGCCCUGCAGCAGACACUUCAGCAGGAUCUGGAGGAGAUGGGCUCCAAGAAAGACCGCAAGGACCCCUCUCAGCAUGGUGAGGACCACCAGCCCUUCACUGUCUGCCUGGGCCUCCUGCUGAAAGGUGCAGAGGUGUCCCUGCUCCUGAAGCCCAUCCCCCAGCCUGAGGGUUCACGAUCUCCUCUGGGGUCCGAACUCUCCCCGUCAGAGAGCCGAGGAACUCUGGAGCCUGGAAGCGACGCAGGAGAGGGGAUGGAGAAGGGCAGUGAAGGAGCUGGAUCUGAAGGAGGAGCAGCAAAAGGGGCCUGCACUGUAGACCAGCUGUUAUGUGGCGAAGGAUCGGAGGGUCCUACCCCUCUCGUCCCCAACUCCACUUCAACUACACGUCCUGACUCAAAUCACAAAGCCUUACUGGAGGAGAGGACUUCAGCUAAGAACUCUGGGAGGAGGAGUUCAGACGAAGGGGGCGAGGCGAGAGCGGAGGGGAUGGAUGGAGGUGAAGAUGUAGGCGCUGGACUCGACUCUAAAACCCAGACCAGUGACCCCCUGUCUGACUGGAGCGACAAAGACAAGGCUGCAGCCGGCAAGAUGCCGCAGUCAAUAUCCAGGAAAGGAAGUUUGUCUGUGGUUUCUGAUCUCCUCAGCUCCUCAAACUCCAGCAGAUCCACCUCCCUUUAUUCCAUUUCCAACAUCGGUCGUUUGAUGCGGGACCGCUCCCAGUCCAGUUUCUCAGUGUCCUAUAAGAACAUGAAGAAGAGCCCGUCCCUGCAGUCGCUGGACAACAUCUCCAUAGACAGCUACCUGAUGGAGGACGGAGACACGUGCAGUCUGCUGGAGAGAGAUGACGUGUCCAUCUCCGGCUUCAAGGAUGCCAUAAGCGAACAGAGUGCCACCGAGAGCGCCACCGAGGCAGCGAUUGGGCCGGAGCAGGAGGGAGGCGUGUCCCCCGACACUGUCAGCGCGACCUCGCAGAGCAUCGACGAUCCCACCAAAGACACAGUGUCUGUGCUGGUGUUGAAGGUGCAGUCGGUGUGUGUGAGCAUGGAGGCGUUUGGCGAGAGCACGGCCGUGGCUCUGGAGGUGGGCCGGGUCACACCCAGCCAGCUGGGUAACGUCAGCCUGAGACAGUACCUCAGCAACCGCAGCCUGGGUAUGGUGUGUUCAGUACCAAUACCUGCUCAAAGCAGCCAAGGAGGCGGUGAGAGCAGCUCUGCAUCCGUCGGGGCCCUCCACAGUCCAGAGGUGCGGGCCCGCCUCGAGAGCGGGCCCUGCGCCGCCGCUCACUCGCCGCUGGCCGAGCGCAACGGCUUCCUGCAGCUGCAGCUCCACGGAUACCAAGCGAGCUUCUUGAUGUCCACGCUGCGUAACCUGGCUCACUUCCUGGAGGACGACUCGGCGCCGCUGGUGCUGCCCAUGGAGAUCAGCGUCAGGGACACGCACGUCAACUUAAAGGACGACGGCCCCCGUGACAAUCCGGAGCCCUCGCCGAUCACCCUGCAUGUGGACAGUCUCAUCAUACACAGAAGAGACGACGGCUCCUUCUCGAUAGGAGUGGACACCGCAGCGGAGACCAAACCCAGGAAAGAGGGUGCGUUUAGUGACGGCGUUCUCACUCCGGUUCCUGAGGUCGUGGGCGUUUUCUGCGGCGUACCAAAGGCUACACAGACCCAAGCCCCGCCCACCAGCCCUCCUCCACCUACCAGAGAAAAGAUGCUGGUGGAGGAAAACGAAUGUUUGAAAGUGGAGCUGUCCCGAGCCAAGAUGGCGCUGGCCGAGGCUCAGAUGGAGAAGGACUCGCUGCUGCACCUCAUGAAGAACCUCAAAGUUAGCAGCAGCUAGAACCGGCUCUCUCUUCACACCCAGCCAGUCAUUCAGGCCCCCCCCCCCCCCCCCCCCCCCCCCCCCCCCCCCCCCGCUGGUCUGCAGUUAUGAAGACUGACACUAAUGGGCAGCAAAAAAAAAAAAAUGAAUGGCAACAUCAACAAGCAAAGAAAAAGACUAAAGCGGCUCCUUUACACGCUCACUUUGUUGAGUGAGCCACAAUGUGACUUUAGACUUCAAAAUAAUUCCCUCAUAAAGCAAUGCAGUCUGUAUGAAGACGCAGAAAUACACAGUUCUACACGCUUUCCGUCUGUUUUAAGUUCUCCACUUCUGACUGGAGGCCUGGAGAGAGUUGAAAAGGGAGACAUUUAAUGGGACUUUGUGUGUGUGUGUGUGUCUGUCUGUGUGUGUGUGCGUGUGUGUGUGUGAAAGGAUGAAGAUCUAUAUCCAUGGCUGUGCCUACAGAACACCCUUCCCCACACUAUUCCUGUUGUGCAUGUAAAACAGAAACGGAUCACAGUUAACCUUAGAUGAGCUCCAUUCAAUCCCGUACGUAUGAAGGAACACUGAAUGUCGUAUCUUCAGAGGAAUGUCUAAAAAAGAAAUAACUUAUUUUGCACUGCACAGAAAUUAAACUUGUAAUUUAGUGCUUUCAUAUUCAGAGGGGACGAGACAAAUCAUGCUCUCCGAGUGUGUACAGUGUAUAUUGUUUAAGAAUGUGAACACAUAACUAUUUUCUUCAGAACUUUGAAUGGUUAUGCAGUGUUUCAGUUGAAUAUGUGUGUGUGUGUGUGUGUGUGUGUGUGUGUGUCAGUCAGAAACAAGCAUUUCAUUAGGAGUAGAGGAUACAUUUCUAACUGAAAGUUACACAGCUUUGUCAGCAAAAUGCCCCACAAUAGUGUCUGUACCCCCCCCCCCCCCCCAACCCCCUCCUAUUUUUCUAUGUGUAUAUAGUUACUUAACAUGUGCAGCACUUUUAAAACUGAGGCACUGUGUAUAUACGACAGAGAGAACAAGAGUUAGAAACAUUUAGUAACGCGUGUGCUCUCUUCCAAAAAAGAAAGAAGAGUAGGAAAAGAGAGGCACAUUGAAGCUGCCUGACUACAUAUAAGUGUACGUGUGUCUUUAUGUACGUUUCUAAUCUGCCACGUGUAAUUCUUUCAAGGGUUAGGCAUUGACCAUAUCUGCUGCUGAUCCAUGCUUCACGCCUGUGUGACGACUUCAGAGGAAACCCACUGAGUAGAUGUUGAGAAUGACUUCCAACAGCACACACUUUGGCACAGUGCAAAGGACAGUUUGAGGUCUCACACCUGACAGUUAACGAGUAGAUUCAGUACAUCCUCCGGUCUAAAUAUGCAACUGUGACGACGUGAACUUUAGCUUGGCCUACUUCAUUUCAAUUUCUAUAUUUACAAAAAAAAAAAGAAAGUUGUUCUGGUUCUUUUUUAAAAGACAUGAAACGGAACUAGUUAUCUGCACAAACGUGAUGUCAAGACUUGAGAAGUCCGGGGUAGGAUUUUAACAUGAUUGUAUGUAAAGAGUUUUGUUUUGGUGGAGAGGAACAUUUUUCUUUUUAUCAUGUUUUUUCCUCCGUUCAUCACGGCCCAGUUUUCUCUGGGGGAAUCCACCGCCCUCAGAAAUUCUGUGGAGGAAAGAAGAAGACACAAAAAGUAAUAAGUUGUAUUUUGUCUGUCAAAGCUGCUGAAAUACUGCUGAAAAUAAAAAGGCUAUCCGAUUUAAGGAGUU